UCUCCCCAGACCCAGAGGAUGCGAGUCAAGGCACCCCGAACCCUCCUCCUGCUGCUCUCGGGGGCCCUGACCCUGACUGAGACCUGGGCGAGCUCCCACUCCCUGAGGUAUUUCGGCACCGCCGUGUCCCGGCCCGGCCGCGGGGAGCCCCGCUUCAUCGCCGUCGGCUACGUGGACGACACGCAGUUCGUGCGGUUCGACAGCGACGCCGCGAGUCCGAGGAUGGAGCCGCGGGCGCCGUGGGUGGAGCAGGAGGGGCCGGAGUAUUGGGAAGAGCAGACGCGGAACGUCAAGGACACCGCACAGAAUUUACGAGUGGAACUUAACACCCUGCGCGGCUACUACAACCAGAGCGAGGCCGUGUCUCACACCUUCCAGUGGACGCACGGUUGCUACGUGGGGCCAAAUGGGAGCCUCCUCAGCGGGUACAGUCAGUACGCCUACGACGGCGUGGAUCACCUCUACCUGAACGAGGACCUGCGCUCCUGGACCACGGUAAACGCGGCGGCUCAGAUCACCCUGCGUAAGUUGGAGGCGGCAGGUGCAUCUGAACAGCACAAAAACUACCUGGAGGACACGUGCGUGAAGUGGCUCCGCAGAUUCCUGGAGAACGGGAAUGAGACGCUGCAGCGCGUAGACCCACCAAAGACAUAUGUGACCCACCACGCCAUCUCUGACCACGAGGUCACCCUGAGGUGCUGGGCCCUGGGCUUCUAUCCUGCGGAGAUCACCCUGACUUGGCAGCGGGAUGGGGAGGACCUGACCCAGGACACCGAGUUUGUGGAGACCAGGCCUGCAGGGGACGGGACCUUCCAGAAGUGGGCGGCUGUGGUGGUGCCUUCUGGAGAGGAGCAGAGAUACACGUGCCAUGUGCAGCAUGAGGGGCUGCCUGAGCCCCUCACCCUGAGGUGGAAGCUGCCUCCUGAGUCCAUCAUCCCCAUUGUGGGCAUCAUUGCUGGCCUGGUUCUCCUUGCAGUUGUGGUCACUGGAGCUGUGGUGGCUGGAGAUGUGAUCGGGAGGAAGAAGCACUCAGGUGGAAAAGGAGGGAGCUACACCCAGGCUGCAGGCAGCAACAGUGCCCAGGGCUCUGAAGUGUCUCUCCCAAGAAGUGAGAUUCUGGAGGGCCUGAAGUGGGGAGAGGUUGAGGCAGAGGGGCAGGACUGGGUUAUGGGGAUUCUUUGGUUGGGACAUUUUGAACAUGCGGUGGGCUGUUCAGAAUGUUACCAAUUACAGUCACUGAUUUGAAUUUGUUCAUGAUUAUUUUC
This is a messenger RNA of Ceratotherium simum simum (southern white rhinoceros), 1265 nucleotides long. The record is from RefSeq and is a predicted model, not a curated record. NCBI's taxonomy places the organism in Eukaryota, Metazoa, Chordata, Mammalia, Perissodactyla, Rhinocerotidae.